AUGUUCCGUCGUCUCGUCACAGUCGCCCCUCGCUCCGUCGGCACCCUCGUGUCGCCUCGCAUCACACCCGCCCUGUCCGGCCUGCAAACGCAGCAGCCCAUCUUCCGCGCAUCUCCCGCCCCUCAGCGACGAGGCUACCACGAGAAAGAUAAGUCGCCCGGUCGCUCUUCACAGGGAUCUCUGCGGACGCCACUGCUAGACCACUACAACAACCCGCGAAAUGCCGGAUCCAUGAAGGUCGGCGAGGACGUCGGCAGCGGCCUUGUCGGUGCUCCCGCCUGCGGUGACGUGAUGAAGCUCCAGAUCCGUGUCGACAAGGACACGCACACGAUCAGCGACGUCAAGUUCAAGACUUUCGGCUGCGGUAGCGCCAUCGCUAGCUCUUCUUAUCUCACCGAGUUGGUGCGCGGCAUGACUCUUGAGGAAGCCGGCAAGAUCCGUAACACCGAUAUCGCCAAGGAACUGUGCCUUCCCCCUGUGAAGCUGCACUGCUCCAUGCUUGCUGAAGAUGCUAUCAAGUCGGCUAUCUCGGACUACUACACCAAGAACCCCAAGGCUCGUUCGACCAACCUCGGCGGCACCGGUGCCUCCAUGCCUCAGGUUGAGGUUGAGGUCGAGAAGACUGGCGGUGCCUCCGCUAGCCUUUAA
This is a messenger RNA of Aspergillus affinis, 648 nucleotides long. Its product is annotated as putative iron-sulfur cofactor synthesis protein (Isu1). Gene Ontology annotation, molecular function: ferrous iron binding; 2 iron, 2 sulfur cluster binding. Gene Ontology annotation, cellular component: mitochondrial matrix; cytoplasm. The transcript has 3 exons. Gene Ontology annotation, biological process: intracellular iron ion homeostasis; iron-sulfur cluster assembly. Lineage: Eukaryota; Fungi; Ascomycota; Eurotiomycetes; Eurotiales; Aspergillaceae. The coding region runs from base 1 to 648 and encodes 215 amino acids. The record is from RefSeq and is a predicted model, not a curated record.